AUGUCGGAUGCGACUGCUAGUGUUGAUACUUCUGCCAUGGAGGAGGAGCUUGUUCAGCCCAAGAAUUUUGGCAAGUCUCCUCCUUUCAACAAAAUUGUGACUGGCGUUUUCCUGCCGCUUCAACGACAUCAAUUGGAGAAAGCGGUGCUGGCAAAACGGAAAACUAUUACUGCCAUUCGUCAUGAGAUCAUUGCGAACUUUAUUGCCAAUUGGAAGAGGAAUGUCGGCGAUGAUAUUUAUCCUGCGUUUAGAUUGAUACUCCCGGAGAUUGAUCGUGAACGACAGAUGUAUCAUUUGAAAGAAAAUACUUUGGGUAGACUACUGGUCAAGGUGCUGCAUUUGGAUAAGAAGUCUCCAGAUGCAAUUGCUUUACGAGAAUGGAAAAGAGGUCCUAGUUCGACUGCUGGAAACUUUUCUGAACGGGUAUAUGAUAUCCUGGCCAAACGUGAUACUCAUUCGACAUAUGGCGAUAUGACUGUCGACGAAGUCAAUAGCUUGCUCGAUACCCUCAGUACGUCGAAGUCGGCUGAACAGCAGGGUGUAUUGAGAAAGUUCCUUACUGGUAUGAAUGCUGAAGAGUUACGAUGGUUGACUCGUAUUAUUCUACGAUUCUCUAGAAUCGGUGUUACUGAAACGACGAUAUUCCAAAUAUAUCAUCCGGAUGCUGUUGCUCUUUAUAAUAUAACUUCGGAUAUGAAACGUGUGUGCUGGCAAUUGUGGGAUACAAACUAUAGAAUACCAAAUGAAGAGAGUCAGAUCCGACUCAUGUCUUGCUUUCGACCGCAGCUCGCUGCUUUUACAAAACACUCGAAUAAAAAAAUAGUCGAUGUGAUGCCUGACAGCGGGUUCUACAUGGAAGAGAAGAUAGAUGGCGAGCGGAUGCAGGUCCAUUUCACCAGGAAACAAUGUGAAGAAGACGGUCAAACAGUUGAAAAAGUCCAGCUGAAAUUCUUCAGUCGAAAGGGAAAAGAUUAUACGUAUCUGUACGGGUCAAACUUCGACGACCCAUCUGGCAGUCUUGCCCCCAAGCUACGAACAGUUAUCGAUAAGAGAGUUCGCAACUGCAUUUUUGAUGGCGAAAUGGUUGGCUGGGACAGUGAAGAGGAUAUGAUUGAACUCUUCGGAAGCCUUAAGACGGCUGCCAAGGCCGGAACUGCUAGUAAGAGCAAUCCGCUCUAUAUUGCGUACGACCUUGUCCACUUAAACGGUCGUAGUCUGGUCAAUGUCCCGCUAUCACAGCGCAAAAAAAUGCUAGACGGCAUUGUAACCCCGGUGAAGGGCUAUUUUAUGGUGCUUCCGUAUCCUAUCGGGAAGACAGAAAAAGACAUUGAAACCCGCUUUUUGAAGAUUAUCGAAGAGGCGUAA
Messenger RNA from Sugiyamaella lignohabitans, 1365 nucleotides. It is a transcript of the gene DNL4, whose product is annotated as DNA ligase (ATP) DNL4. Gene Ontology annotation, biological process: double-strand break repair via nonhomologous end joining; DNA recombination; nucleotide-excision repair, DNA gap filling. Gene Ontology annotation, cellular component: DNA ligase IV complex. Lineage: Eukaryota; Fungi; Ascomycota; Dipodascomycetes; Dipodascales; Trichomonascaceae. The record is from RefSeq and is a predicted model, not a curated record. The transcript has a single exon. Bases 1 to 1365 code for a protein of 454 amino acids. Gene Ontology annotation, molecular function: ATP binding; DNA ligase (ATP) activity; DNA binding.